Molecule: messenger RNA, 2881 nt
Organism: Condylura cristata (star-nosed mole)
Lineage: Eukaryota; Metazoa; Chordata; Mammalia; Eulipotyphla; Talpidae
Gene: CDC42EP4
Product: CDC42 effector protein (Rho GTPase binding) 4
Exons: 2
Coding region: 172-1251 (359 amino acids)
Source: RefSeq, a predicted model, not a curated record
GGGGUUGUGACCCCCAGGGGUCUGUCUUCCUGGCACCCCUGUGUCACAGUGAGCUGGCUCUCCAGAGGUGCUGUUUGGGCCCUGUGAUCCGCUGGCCAUCGCUUCCGAUUUGACCCCCGCCGACCUGCCAGCUGCCUCGGGGUCCUGCCCCCACCCCUUCCGCCAGACAAGAUGCCGAUCCUUAAGCAGCUGGUGUCCAGCUCGGUGCCCUCCAAGCGCCGUUCCCGAGUGGACCUCACGGCGGAGAUGAUCAGCGCCCCGCUGGGGGACUUCCGCCACACCAUGCACGUGGGCCGAGGCGGCGACGCCUUCGGGGACACCUCCUUCCUCAACAGCAAGGCUGGCGAGCUGGACGGCGAGUCCCUGGAAGAGCAGCCCUCGGCCUCUUCCUCCUCCAAGCGCAGCCUCCUGUCCCGGAAGUUCCGCGGCAGCAAGCGGUCACAGUCGGUGACCAGAGGCGACCGGGAGCAGCGGGACAUGCUGGGCUCCCUGCGGGACUCGGCCCUGUUCGUCAAGAAUGCCAUGUCCCUGCCGCAGCUCAACGAGAAGGAGGCCUCCGAGAAGGGCCCCGGCCAGCUGCCCAAGAGUCUGUCGUCCAGCCCCGUGAAGCAGGCCAGUGGUGGGGAGGGCGGUGCUGAGGACGAGGGUGUGGGCGAGGCGCCUGCACCCCGGCGCAACGGGGCCACCGGCCCCCACUCCCCGGACCCCCUCCUGGACGAGCAGGCCUUCGGGGCCCUGACGGAUCUGCCCGUCGUGCAGAAGGCGCCUGGCUACGGGCUGAAGCACGCUGAGUCCAUCAUGUCCUUCCACAUCGACCUGGGGCCCUCCAUGCUGGGCGACGUCCUAAGCAUCAUGGACAAGGAGGAGUGGGAGCCGGAGGAGGAGGAGGGUGGCGGUUACCAUGGAGACGAGGACCCAGCGGGCAGUCUCACCCAGCGGCCGCCCCUGGCCUCCGUCCCUGCCCUGGCCCCGCAGGAAGGCAGGGCGGGGCCCGACUUGGCCCCGCCGCCCUCCCAGGCUCUGCAGGACGAGGGCUGGGCAGCAGCGGCCCCCAGCCCCGGCUCGGCCCGCAGCGUGGGCAGCCACACCACGCGGGAUAGCAGCUCCCUCUCCAGCUGCACCUCGGGGGUGCUGGAGGAGCGCAGCCCCGCCUUCCGGGGGCCGGACAGCGCCCGGGCCACUCUCCCCAGGCAGCCUGACAAGGAAUUCUCCUUCAUGGAUGAGGAGGAAGAGGACGAGAUCCGAGUGUGAGGCCCUCGGGAGCCCCACGCUCUUGGCCUCACCGCCCGGCUCAGCCCACGGCCCCUGCCCCCUGCAGUGGGGGCAGCCAAGAGCCUGGUGGGCAGGACCCUGGACCUCACGCAGGAGGGGCGUUGGCCUAGCCGGAGGGCCUUGAAGGGCCUGGGGAGCUGGCAGGCGUGCCAGAUGGGUGCCUGGCUUCACCGCACCCCCUGCCGUCCCGGGCCCUCCAGACGGGCGGUGUUCUCACAGCAGAAACCAGUUUUCCUCUUCCAGGCCCAUUUUCUCCGCCCUGACCUCAAAUGGAGGCCAGAUGCCAACCUGAGUUCUUGGCCCAUGCAGCAGUAGCAGGUCAGCCCCGGGGCAGCCAGGGAGGCCACGUCCCUCCUGGCCCCUCCUGGCCUUGAGCGCUGCCUGGCAGCACUGCUGGGGAAAGGGGGUGUCACAGCCCCCCCACACACCUGGCCCCCACACCAGCAGCCUGGAGCCCUCGGAGUAAACCCGACUGAGGAUUUGUACACUCAGUGCAGCCCCUUUCGGGGUGAGAAGGACCGGACACGGAAAGGUCCAGAAGGGGCUAGGAGCAGGCCUGGGCACAAGCUGGGCCCGGGGCUGUUCGUUCUCACCUGUUGUGUUUAGAUCCUUCUAGAGCAGCAUCAGGAACAGAGUUAGCAAUUCGGCCACCAGAAGCCAGGAGCCAGAAGGGAAGGAGGCCUGUGUAGGAGACCUGAAUAGAAGUCUCCCCUGGAAGAUUCACAGUGAAUACUUAGCACACUUCAUCCGAGGAGGAGACCCCAGCGCAGCGAGGACUAGGCUGCCACACUUUAUUUAGAACCAUAUGGGGUGUCUGUGUGCACUUGUCUAACCCCCUCCCCCCGCCAGAUGUUAACAGCUGAAGGUGGCCAUUGUAGAAAUUUCUGGAAAAUAGUUUUUUAACAAAUAAUAUAUCGUUCCAGGGGGAGGGAGUAAAAGCUCCUUUCUGACCCAGUGUUUCCUCCCACCCCCAUCCUGCUACUUCCCCUUCCUUUCUCAGGCCUCUGCCAGCUUGAGCCACCCUCCCCCACUUCUGAGGCCAGGCCCCGCGGGCAUAGGAUUGCCAGAUUUAGCAACAAAACAACCAGAAUGCCAGUGAAAUUAGGAUUUCAGGUAUCCAGCGGAUAGUGGGAUAGUGUGUGUGUGCUCUCUGCUAUGUUUGGAGCGUAUGAAUGCUUAAGGGAGAUUUGUCUUUCUGGAAGUCAGAUUCCUCUCUGUCCUAGGGGGUUGAGAAGAAGCUUGGGUGUGAACGCCAGGGCUGCUGAAGGUUUUUCUGUCCUGGGGACGGGCAGACCCACCCUCCCUCCCGGGGCAGCCCCAGCCCAGCCCCGGGUGGAUGCAGCUGCCCACCCCACCCCACUCCUCCCCUCCUUUGCUGGAUCCUGACCUGACUGAGACCCUGACUUAGUCCCUGAUCCCAGCGUCCCUUGGUGCUCUGGUUCCAGUAGCUUCCAGUAGCCUAUCUCCCUUGGCGGGGGGAGGACGGGGAAGGGUGGGGUGGCCCCAUCUGCUGCCUUGAGACCCAUCCAGACAAUGGCCAGUCCCAGAUUCUAAACUGUAUAUUUUUUUCAUGAUAUUGUUAAAACAGCAAGGAACCAUUAAAAAGCUC